GUAAAUCUUUGCUAGAGUAGCACGCAUGUUGCUGGGGAAAGAAAAAAUGUUGUCAUUCGUGCUAGUUUUUCUCCUACUGAGAACUGCGUACGCGCCUGUCGGCGCGACCUACGUGAGCAAGGAGCGGGAAACAGAACGCGGCAGCGUAGCGGAAUCGCAAGUCAUUGAGGAAGGCGAACAGCUUUCGUCGCAAGUUCGCGACAUUUCAACCGCAAGCAGUGGCCUGGAAGGACCGAUUUGCCCCAAUGAGGUAAGACUUGUUUGUACAACAGCAUCAGACACCGUUGUAAGGCUGGUCGUUUCUUUUAGUGACCGGAAGCUGAAACCGUAUUAAUGUUUGCGGACUACCCACGGGGUUGUAUCUAUGGUUUCACAAGUGAACGCGCUCAAACGCAAAAAAAUCUUCACCUGCAGCCGCUCCAAAGCCUGAUAGAACCGGCCGGAAAACAGGACCACGAGACCCUCCAACUGCUGGAGGACAACAUCGCACGGGGCUACAUCGCCGGUGCGGGAUGCGCGUUGAAGAGGCCCAAUGGCGGCAACGCCUGCCAGUGUUCCAUGCCCUGGUUCCGGGAGUGCCGGCGCUCCUCCUAUUUCGGUGCAACUGACGCCCGCAUUCGGAAGAUGGGAUACUGCCGAGUCCGGCUCUGGGUCUUCGCGUGGCCGCUGAUAGGCUUGUUGCUGCUGGUUUUCGCGGUCCACCGCUGGCUGGUCCUGCCGACUUUUGAAGCACAACAGAAGAUCAUUCGUAGUCGCUUGCGAGCCGGCGGGGCCACUGCAAGCAAUUUGACGUCCAGCAUGAUGUCGCCGGAGGACGACGAGUACUACGCAACCUCUUCCGAAGAGGAAAUAACCGACUUGCAGCACGCGGCGCACAUCUUUGGCAGUGCAAGAAUGAGCUCCUCCGCCUACGGCACCCUAGCACACGCUGCGAAAGACGGUGUACACCGCGGACUCGCGGACGCGACCUCUUCGCCUGGGUCGUCCUCCCCAGCGCCGUCGGGAGGGUUAAACAGUCCACCAGCUACAGGAGUAGACCAACAGCAGGAGGAGGACCCGAUUGCGAGGCUAAAAGCCGAGAACCUGUUGGUGAAGCGGAGCAACAGUAGAGAAGAAGAUUGGAACAAACAGUUUGUUGUUCCUGCAGGCUCACCUAUCAACGGUGCGAGCGACCAGCGAAGCAUAAACUUUGAUGUCGACGGCGGUUCCGGUGGCGGCGGGGAGCGGAUUCGCACUCGCCCAGGAACGACACCACCGGGGGAGCAGGCCUACUACGCUGUCGGAACGGGUGUAAAGUUGUACUACAACGACCAAUCUUCGAGGACAUCGAACGAAGCGAUGAACCUGACGCAGAGCGACAUCAGUCUCAGCGAAAGCGACUUGACGCCGUCGCUCUCGCCCUUCCCAGGUGCGGGCGCGGAGCAGUUCCCAGCUCCGGCCGGGGAAGUGUCGCGUUGAUGAGAUGUGAAGCCGAUGCCGAUGCAUAAUCCACAAUGAAAUUUGUAAUUAGAUUCUAAAAACUUGUACAUCAAAAUAUUGAAGAAGACCUCCCUCGUAGUUUAGCACGUACCAAUCUCACAUCAAUGUCGACAUGCAUUCGUCCCGGAUAUGCCCACGAAGUCACUGUAAAGCAAAAGCGAAUAUUUGAAAACGGGACAUCGAGGAUGUUGCCGUAGUAAAACCCCUCCUGCCUAUUCUUGUACAGAAACACACCUUCAGGCUACUGACAAAGAAAUGACGAUGAAACUCCCAACCAAAUGCAACGUGCGGCACCACCCAAAU
Amoebophrya sp. A120 is the source of this 1782-nucleotide messenger RNA. The record is from the annotation of a GenBank genome assembly. Lineage: Eukaryota; Dinophyceae; Syndiniales; Amoebophryaceae.